UCGUGGCACCUGCUCCGAAAGAGUGUGAAGUGAAGACUCAACGUGCUUACUUACUCGGCCGAGUUGACCGAGCGAAAAAUAAGAAUCACUCACAUGCCCGCCGGCACGCACGCACGCACUGACUCGGUGACUUACUCACUCGCUCCUUGCGGACACUAUUUAAAUUAAAAACCUCUUCCUUCCACUUCUCCAUCGGCUUCGUCUUCUUUCUCGUUCUUACUUUGACGGUUUCUAGAGAGAGAAAGUGAUGGCCGGAGUUAAUCCAAACGGCGUCGCCGAUUUUGCGGCGGUUCCGACGCAUGGCGGACAGUUCAUUCAGUACAACAUAUUUGGAAACCUCUUCGAGGUUACGACGAAGUACCGUCCUCCGAUCAUGCCUAUCGGACGCGGCGCGUACGGAAUCGUUUGCUCACUGUUGAAUACCGAGACGAACGAGCUGGUGGCUGUGAAGAAGAUAGCGAACGCUUUCGACAAUCACAUGGACGCUAAGCGUACGCUUCGUGAGAUUAAGCUUCUUAGGCAUUUGGAUCAUGAAAAUGUAAUUGGUUUGAGAGAUGUUAUUCCUCCACCCUUGCGUAGAGAGUUUAAUGAUGUCUACAUAGCCACUGAACUCAUGGAUACUGAUCUUCACCAUAUCAUUCGCUCCAAUCAAAAUCUGUCAGAGGAGCACUGCCAAUACUUCUUGUACCAGAUUCUUCGUGGGCUUAAGUAUAUACAUUCUGCAAACGUAAUCCAUAGAGAUUUAAAACCAAGCAACCUGCUGCUAAACUCAAACUGUGAUUUAAAGAUUAUUGAUUUUGGUCUUGCGAGACCGACUUUGGAAAGUGACUUCAUGACAGAAUAUGUAGUCACAAGAUGGUAUAGAGCUCCCGAAUUGUUGUUGAACUCCUCUGAUUACACCUCUGCUAUAGAUGUGUGGUCUGUUGGUUGCAUCUUUAUGGAGCUUAUGAAUAAAAAGCCUCUGUUUCCGGGCAAAGACCAUGUGCAUCAGAUGCGCCUAUUGACAGAGCUUCUUGGCACCCCAACUGAGGCUGACCUUGGGUUAGUGAAAAAUGAAGAUGCAAGAAGAUAUAUCAGACAACUUCCUCAAUAUCCUCGCCAACCUUUAGCUCAAGUCUUCCCCCAUGUUCAUCCCGCAGCCAUUGAUCUUGUUGAUAAAAUGCUGACAGUUGAUCCCACCAAAAGAAUUACAGUUGAAGAAGCACUAGCCCAUCCAUACCUUGAAAAACUGCAUGAUGUAGCUGAUGAACCAAUCUGCAUGGAGCCAUUCUCAUUUGAUUUUGAGCAACAGCAAUUGGAUGAAGAGCAAAUAAAAGAGAUGAUCUACAGGGAAGCAUUAGCACUGAAUCCUGAGUAUGCUUAAAGCAGAAGACUCAAGGACUUGAAGCAAGCAUAUAAGGAAAAAUAAUAAUUCGUUUUUAAUUUUUUUAUCACUUAAGUUCCCUGCUUACAAGCAGGAAACGAUCAAGUUGAAUGAAAAUUCAAUCUUGUUGCCAAUCAAACUCCCUUAGGUAAUUUAUUCAAUCUGUGUGACUAGGUAGGUGCAAUUACGGCUUCAUGAGCGCCCUUUUGUUGUAAAGUGCCAUGUAACUAUAUUAAUUUCCAUAUAUUUUUUUUAACCCUGACGGCUUAUUGUUGUAAAGUGACAUGUAACAAUAUUCCCUGUUUGCCACA
Molecule: messenger RNA, 1674 nt
Organism: Glycine soja
Lineage: Eukaryota; Viridiplantae; Streptophyta; Magnoliopsida; Fabales; Fabaceae
Product: mitogen-activated protein kinase 3-like
Exons: 6
Coding region: 248-1363 (371 amino acids)
Biological process (GO): intracellular signal transduction; protein phosphorylation
Cellular component (GO): nucleus; cytoplasm
Molecular function (GO): MAP kinase activity; ATP binding
Source: RefSeq, a predicted model, not a curated record